This is a messenger RNA of Prorocentrum cordatum, 1925 nucleotides long. Lineage: Eukaryota; Dinophyceae; Prorocentrales; Prorocentraceae. The record is from the annotation of a GenBank genome assembly.
CAUGCUCUCGCUGGGCAACCUCUGGUGCCUGCUGCAGGCGCUUUGCCUCGAGCCCGGGAAGUUCGCCCCGUCCGCCUUCACCAUGGCGAUGGUGGCCGCGGUGGCACCCUUCCUCUCGGAUGCCUUUGACACUUUCAAGGACAUCCAAUUCGGAGGGCUCUGCCUUCAGGCGGAGCACCGCAUCGUGAGGCUGGUGGGGGUGGCAAGCAUCGCCUACCUAGCGGUGCUGAACUUCCGGAUCCUCCAAGACACGGUGGGCGCAGCAGAGCUCGCGGAGACCUACCUUGGCGUCACAUUUGCCUCGGUUGAGCACGAGGCGGCAGCUGCGGGCCUCCUCGCUUUCCCCGAGUACCCGGGAAAGGCCGUCCAGCUCCUGUACAAACAGACAACCAAGGAGAAGCAGCGCUCCCUCCUCUUCGAGAGCCUGCCCCAAGGCGCCGCCGCCGUCGUCUUCAUGAUCUUCGAGGGCGGAAGCCAGUUGGUCCUUGCCUCGGCUGUGCUCAUGCCGCUGCUGCAGCUGCUCUUCGCCUGGAGUGCGCGACGCUGCCUCAGCAAGAUGGUGCUGCCGUGGAUCGUGGAGGAGCUGUUCUUCGCCGCGAGCAAGGGGAACGCCAGCAAGGUGCAGCGCUUCUUGAAGCCCCUUAUGGAGGAGGGCGGAUGGCUCCUCGCCUUCGCGUUGAAGGACCAUGGCCUCCGAGACCCCACGGUGAGACGUGUGCAGGCGACCAGGGAAAGCCUUCCCCUGCUCCACGCCGCCAUGGAGCUCCUCGACGGCAACGCCGAAAACCUGUUCCUGCACAGAUUCAGCUGCGGGAGGUCACUUGGGGAGCACGGCUUCGUCUACUUCCUCGACGUUCUGAGGGGCCACGCAGGGCGCCUGGAGUUACUGAGGCUGGAUGACAACAGUCUGGGCGAUGACAACGCCAAGGCCUUGGCGGAGGCCUUGAAGGCCAACACCGCGUUGCAGAGGAUCAAACUGAGCAAAAACCAUAUCGGCGACGAGGGCGCCAAGGCCUUGGCGGAGGCCUUGAAGGCCAACACCGCGUUGCAGAGGAUCGAACUGAGCCUCAACGAUAUCGGCGACGAGGGCGCCAAGGCCUUGGCGGAGGCCUUGAAGGCCAACACCGCGUUGCAGAGGAUCGAACUGAGCGAAAACCAUAUCGGCGCCGAGGGCGCCAAGGCCUUGGCGGAGGCCUUGAAGGCCAACACCGCGUUGCAGAGGAUCGAACUGAGCCUCAACGAUAUCGGCGCCGAGGGCGCCAAGGCCUUGGCGGAGGCCUUGAAGGCCAACACCGCGUUGAAAGAGAUCGAACUGAGCGCCAACCAUAUCGGCGCCGAGGGCGCCAAGGCCUUGGCGGAGGCCUUGAAGGCCAACACCGCGUUGAAAGAGAUCGAACUGGGGGUCAACCAUAUCGGCGACGAGGGCGCCAAGGCCUUGGCGGAGGCCUUGAAGGCCAACCCCACGUUGCAGAGGAUCGACCUGUGCUCCAACCAUAUCGGCGCCGAGGGCGCCAAGGCCUUGGCGGAGGCCUUGAAGGCCAACACCGCGUUGCAGAGGAUCGAACUGAGCCUCAACGAUAUCGGCGACGAGGGCGCCAAGGCCUUGGCGGAGGUCUUGAAGGCCAACACCGCGUUGAAAAAGAUCGACCUGUGCUCCAACCAUAUCGGCGCCGAGGGCGCCAAGGCCUUGGCGGAGGCCUCGAAGGCCAACACCGCGUUGAAAGAGAUCAACCUGCGACGCAACAGUAUCCCUUUCGAAGAUGUCAAGGCCUUCGAGCGAGAUGGCCUACGGUUGUAGGGGAAUUCAGCCAAAGAGGGCAAUUCAGCUUAUUUUAGCAGCCACGGGUUUGCCAGCCUUCGCCUGGCGUCUGAUACUGGCCACUCAGUGUCUCAGCAUGUCUCCGGGCGCUUGGGCGAGGAGACAC